AUGUCACAUAGAUUAGGAGGUCGUAGAAAAAAUGUUAAAAAAGGAUUACAAUUUACUGUAAUGGUAGUUGGUGCAUCGGGAAGUGGACGAACAACUUUUGUUAAUACUCUUUGUGGUAAAGAAGUUUUAUCCAAAAAAUCAUGCGAUGAUCCUGAAAAUGCUCUUGUUGAGGAAGGAAUUCGUAUCAAACCUGUUACUGUUGAAUUGGAAGAAGAUGGCGUUAGAAUCGCUUUAACAAUAGUAGAUACGCCUGGAUUUGGUGAUAAUAUUGACAAUGGAUUUUGUUUCCAAGAAAUUGUGGGUUACUUAGAAAGACAGUAUGAUGAUAUUCUUGCAGAAGAAUCAAGAAUUAAGCGUAAUCCAAGAUUUCGUGAUAAUAGAGUUCACGCACUUCUUUAUUUUAUUACACCGACAGGCCAUUCACUUCGUGAAAUAGACAUUGAACUAAUGAAAAAACUUAGUCCACGUGUCAAUGUCAUUCCUGUUAUUGGCAAAGCUGAUACUUGUACACCAAGUGAAUUAGUUGAUUUUAAAAACAGAAUAAUGGAUGACAUUGAUCACUAUAAUAUUCCUAUUUAUAAUUUUCCAUAUGAUAUAGAAGAAGAUGAUGAUGAAACUGUUGAAGAGAAUAGUGAAUUAAGGGCACUUUUACCCUUUGCUAUUAUUGGUAGUGAAGAAGAAAUAAUUGUUAAUGGAAGAUCUGUUCGUGGACGUCAAUAUCCAUGGGGUGUAGUAGAAGUAAAUAACCCACAACAUUCUGAUUUUGCUAGGUUACGGUCUGCAUUAUUAAGUUCUCAUUUACAAGAUUUGAAAGAAAUCACUCAUGAUUUCUUGUAUGAAAAUUAUCGUACUGAAAAACUUAGUAAGACUGUCGAUAAUCCAUCUGAUGACGUUAACAUUCUACCUGAAACAUCUAAAAAUGUCAAAAUUAAAGAAGAACAAUUAAAACGCGAAGAAGAGAAGUUGAGAGAAAUAGAAUUGAAAGUAACAAGAGAAAUCACUGAAAGAAGACAAGAGCUUUUGGCCAAAGAGGAAGCUUUAAGGAAUUUGGAAGCACAAAUUAGCUCAGGCUCAAGAUAUGAAACAAAUGGUUAA
This is a messenger RNA of Entrophospora candida, 1095 nucleotides long. Lineage: Eukaryota; Fungi; Glomeromycota; Glomeromycetes; Entrophosporales; Entrophosporaceae. The record is from the annotation of a GenBank genome assembly.